Molecule: messenger RNA, 546 nt
Organism: Helobdella robusta
Lineage: Eukaryota; Metazoa; Annelida; Clitellata; Rhynchobdellida; Glossiphoniidae
Exons: 4
Coding region: 1-546 (181 amino acids)
Biological process (GO): potassium ion transmembrane transport
Cellular component (GO): membrane
Molecular function (GO): identical protein binding; potassium channel activity
Source: RefSeq, a predicted model, not a curated record
AUGGCAACCAGUCUAUCCAAGCUGAACAUGCACCCGCACUUUGAGGCCGUUCACUACAUCCUCAUGUGCAUGUUAUUUAGGAAAGAUGACUGUGGAAAUUUGGCCCCUUCAUUUUGUCGUAAGCACAUAGUGGCCAGUUGGUUUGGUUCGAUGAUUCUCUGUUUCUCUGGCAGUAUUGUUUCCAACUUGCUGAUCGGAGAGGUGCUAAUCAUUCCAUUCAAGUACCACGAAAACAUCAUCUUGGCCAGUGUUAUCUGGUUCCUGGUUAACUACUCUCCAAUUGGCAUGACCUUAAAGGUCCUGAACUUGACCUUUAUAAGAUUAAUACUCAACACAUUCUGGUGUCUUUUCAUAGUUAACAAAGUUCAAUCAGGGGUCAUGUACGGGGUCAAACAUUACCCUGGGGCUUACUUCAUAAUUGUUGCUUUAGGUGUUUCUAAAGGAGCUGGUCAUUUAUUUAUGAAUGCAGUUUUGAAGGCAAUCAAAGGAACGUACGUGGAAAGGGAUAAUGAAUUUCUAUUUUUAUCCACGUUGGUUUUCCCCUGA